UCAAAAUAAAUUAUCAGUCGUCAAUUGUCAUUAGACAGUGAAAGUUACCUUAGAAACUAAAAGAAACAAUUUUAACAAAAGUUCAAAAAAAAAAAUGGAACCAAUUUAUUCAAGAACUGUGCCACCAUGCAACUAUAUCCGCACUUCGGAUUUUAGUCUACGUGACUUGAGUAUUUUUGUUGAUUCAAUGGAAACAAUCGCCAGAAUCGAACGUGAACGCCUAGAACGUCGUCAACGUCGAAGAAAUAAUAAAAUUAACAAAGUUAAGUCAACAUUAGUCGAAGUCCAUCCAACUCCAACAAGGACCUUGAUGAAUCUUGUUGAAAACCGUGAAGACAGCAGCGAAGAAGAACACAUCACAAAGAAGCCAGUUAAUGCCAAACAAUUACGUAUGAAACUUUUUGGCAACAUGGACAAAAACACUUUGACAGUUGUUGCAUCAAGUUCGGAUGAAAAUUACUUUAGUGGAGCCAGUGAAGAGUAUUCGGAAGAAAACAACGAUCAAUAUUCUAUGGAAACAACAACUAACGAUGGAAUUGCCACUUUACCACCGUCAGAUAGCGGAACCGAAUCGGAAAGUUGUAGUGCUUUUAAAUUACGUCCAAGGUCCUUUGCUAUGACAACACCAAAAUAUCGUACAACACGAGCUCGUAUUAUUGGGUUAGUCCUUAAGAGAGAGUAUGCCAAUGGCGGUGGUGAUGAAUUUGAACAACAAGAACGACGUGAAAGAGUUCUCGAGGGAUUGUUGCGUGAAAAGAAAAAGAACAAGAAUUCGAAAUGUGAAAGUUUACGUUUGCCGUCAUCGACAAAGUUGACGACGACCAUGACGACAACGACAAAGGAACCCAUUAUGAAAACGCCAACACUAGUAACAUCGAGUAAGAGUCAAAAACAGCCAUCGGCAGAGAUGAGAUUUAUUGACAAAGCAUUGCGUUAUUUGACUUUGUAAAUUCAAUUUACAUUCUAUAACCCAACCACAAGUUAGUGGAAGUGGAGAGGAUAUGAGAAAACGAAAAACCAAUUUUGAUGUGAAGAAGAAGUUAUUAUUCGUGGAAAUUUACCCAAAAACCCAACCAGAAGCAGCGUUCCAGUUCAAUUUGUAGAGUCUAAGAAAAUUUUGUAG
Episyrphus balteatus (marmalade hoverfly) is the source of this 1123-nucleotide messenger RNA. RefSeq lists its product as uncharacterized. NCBI's taxonomy places the organism in Eukaryota, Metazoa, Arthropoda, Insecta, Diptera, Syrphidae. The coding region runs from base 95 to 949 and encodes 284 amino acids. The record is from RefSeq and is a predicted model, not a curated record. The transcript has a single exon.